ACGCUGCGCACACACUGGACAUCAGCAUCAGCCAUUUUCCUCUGCUUCCUGUCCCCCCUCCUCCUCCUCCCCGCUUAGCGCUGAUCCUCAUCAGCAGACAGUCCCCUACAGCCCGCAUCCGAGCCUCUGCUAUACUCCUUCGGGAUGGAGACGACCAAGCUACCCCCCAGCCCCUCCUCCCCCACCACAGGCUUCACGGUGCCCUCCGCGGAGAAGGUGGACGGCUUCCCACGGAGGUCCAUGCGCCGGGCCCGUCAGAGGCGAUCCCACAGCUCGUCCCAAUUCCGCUACCAGAGCUCCCAGGUGGAGCUCACCCCGCUGCCGCUGCUCAAAGAUGCCCCGGUAGCAGAUCUCCACGAUCUGUUCUGUAAGAAGCUGCAGCAGUGCUGUGUGCUCUUUGACUUCCUGGACUGUGUGGCUGACCUGAAGGGCAAAGAGAUCAAACGAGCUGCUCUCAAUGAGCUAGUGGAGAGUGUAGCCACCAGCAGAGGAGUGCUGAUCGAGCCGCUCUACCCCGAGGCUAUUAAGAUGAUCUCGGUGAAUAUCUUCCGGACACUGCCCCCAAGUGAGAACCCUGAGUUUGACCCAGAGGAGGAUGAGCCCACACUGGAGGCAUCCUGGCCACACCUCCAGCUGGUGUAUGAGUUCUUUCUGCGAUUCCUGGAGAGUCCAGACUUCCAGCCGUCCAUGGCCAAGCGCUACGUGGACCAGAAGUUUGUCUUACAGCUGCUGGAACUGUUUGACAGUGAGGACCCCAGGGAGCGGGAGUACCUGAAGACCAUCCUACACCGCGUCUACGGCAAACUGUUGGGACUGCGGGCGUACAUCCGCAAGCAGAUCAACAACAUCUUCCUCAGGUUCAUCUAUGAAACUGAGCACUUCAACGGUGUGGCUGAGCUGCUGGAGAUCCUGGGCAGCAUCAUAAACGGCUUCGCUCUGCCUCUGAAGGCGGAGCAUAAACAGUUCCUGGUGCGAGUGCUGAUCCCUCUGCACACGGCUAAGUCCCUGUCCAUCUUCCAUGCACAGCUUGCCUACUGUGUGGUGCAGUUCAUGGAAAAGGACGCCACAGUCACUGAAUACAUCAUCAGAGGUCUGCUCAAGUACUGGCCCAAGACAUGCACGCAGAAAGAGGUGAUGUUCCUGGGGGAGAUUGAGGAGAUCCUGGACGUGAUUGAACCUUCUCAGUUUAUAAGGGUUCAGGAGCCACUCUUCAGACAGAUCGCUGUCUGCAUCUCCAGCCCACAUUUCCAGGUGGCAGAGAGGGCCCUGUACUUCUGGAACAACGAGUACAUCUUGAGCCUGAUUGAGGAGAAUUGUCAGGUCAUCCUUCCCCUGGUGUUCGCCACGCUCUACAGGGUCUCCAAAGAACACUGGAACCAGACCAUCGUGUCUCUGAUCUACAACGUGCUCAAGACCUUUAUGGAGAUGAACAGCAAACUAUUUGAUGACCUCACUGCAUCCUACAAGGUGGAGAAGCAGAAAGAGCUGAAGAGGGAGCGGGAGCGCGGCGAGCUCUGGCGGGGGCUGGAAGAGUACCAGGAGCGCCGGCUGCAAAUGCUCACUGAAGCCGCUCGGAACCAACGGAACCUCCAGGAGAGAUCUGACAGAGGGGAACCGCCCAAGGCCUGCAGCCCAACGCAGGGUCAUUCCGAUCAGCCGCAGCACAAGCCCAGCGGGGGGUCCAGUGCGGCCGGGGAGAGCGCCACCUAG
This is a messenger RNA of Periophthalmus magnuspinnatus, 1710 nucleotides long. RefSeq names its product protein phosphatase 2, regulatory subunit B', beta (gene ppp2r5b). The transcript has 13 exons. Gene Ontology annotation, cellular component: nucleus; cytosol; protein phosphatase type 2A complex. Gene Ontology annotation, molecular function: protein phosphatase activator activity. Bases 145 to 1710 code for a protein of 521 amino acids. NCBI's taxonomy places the organism in Eukaryota, Metazoa, Chordata, Actinopteri, Gobiiformes, Gobiidae. Gene Ontology annotation, biological process: signal transduction; protein dephosphorylation. The record is from RefSeq and is a predicted model, not a curated record.